AACCUAUUAAAAUUCAAUCCAAUUACUUAUACAAACCAAUCUUAUAUCAGUGAUAUAAAAUAUGAUCACUUGUAGACUUGUAAUUGCGUUACUCAUGUUUUUUUUUUUUUUUUCUAGAUAAUUGUAAGUUUGUAACGGACUAUCCUAAAUAUUUAAGUUUAACCUUUCAAAAAUCAAACUUGAUAAAUUAGGCUAAAAUCCCACAAUUUACAAAGUACAGUAAAAAAAUUCGUAAUUCAAUUCCCCUCCAAAAAAAAUAGAAACAAAGGGUGAAAAAACUUAAAAUAGCAAUUAGGCGCCAAACCUUAAAAUUCCGGGAGAAACAAUAUUAAUGGCGGUCAAAAACACAUUUCCAAAUUUCAAAAUGAAGCUCAAAAUCCACUAAAAAUGGCGCCAUAUUUUCUGAAUUCACUUCAUAUUUAAUCAACUUUCUCCUCUUUCUUCAUUUCCCUCCUUCAUUUCUCACUUCUCUCAUCUCUCUUUAUCUCUCCUAAAUCAAACCCUAAUUUCUAAUCUGAUUUCCCCCCUUUUUUCGAUAAAAAUGGAGGUGAAUACUGUAACCCCAGAUGCGAUUUCGAAGAUUAUUGCAAACCCAUCUCCUGAUUCUUCUGAAGAUCUUCCAGAUCUUGUUGUUCAAGUCAUUGAUUUGAAAGCCGUCGGCAAUCGUUUUAUGUUUACUGCUAGUGAUGGAAAACAGAAGUUAAAGGGUAUUCUGCAGUCAAGUUUUUCAGAUAUGGUAUCUUCUGGAUCUAUUCAGAAUUUGGGUCUUAUUCGGGUUCUUGAUUACACCCUCAACGACAUCCCGAACAAACCUGAAAAGUAUCUGCUUGUAACUAAGUGUGAGUCUGUAUCGCCUGCACUCAAAGCAGAGAUUAAGGUUAAAGAGGAAAGUGAGGAUGGCAGUGCUGCCAAAAGGCAAAAGCAAGAGGUUGAUGUUAAGGCCGAGGAUACGAAGGAAGCUGCUGGUAUUAUGCUAAAGCCUAAGCAGGAAAUUGUUGCUAAAUCAGCUGCUCAAAUCAUGAAUGAGCAAAGAGGAAAUGCGGCGCCUGCUGCUAGAAUGGGCAUGACUCGAAGGGUGUACCCUCUUGCUUCUUUGAACCCUUACCAAGGGAACUGGACCAUUAAGGUCCGAGUUACUAGCAAAGCAACCAUGAGAACGUACAACAAUGCUAGAGGAGAGGGUAAUGUCUUCAAUGUCGAGCUAACUGAUGAAGAUGGUACUCAAAUACAAGCCACAAUGUUCAAUGCAGCUGCAAGGAAGUUUUAUGACACCUUCCAAGCUGGGAAGGUUUACUAUAUCUCGAAGGGAACUUUAAAAGUUGCUAAUAAGAAGUUCAGUACUGUACACAAUGACUAUGAGAUGACCAUCAAUGAGAAUUCUGUUGUUGAGGAAGCCAGUGAUGAGGGAGUGUAUAUUCCUGAAACAAAGUUUAACUUUGUUCCAAUUGAUCAGUUGGGUCUACAUGUAAAUGGAAAGGAUGUUGUAGAUGUUAUUGGAGUAGUGCAGAAUGUGUCCCCAACAAUGAGUAUUAGGAGGAAAAUAAACAAUGAGAUGAUUCCAAAGCGUGAUAUAACUAUUGCUGAUGAAUCGAAAAAAACUGUUGUAGUUUCAUUGUGGAAUGAUCAUGCCACAACACUAGGUCAAGAAUUGCUGGAUAUGGCUGAUCAAUCUCCUGUAAUUGCCAUUAAGUCUGUUAAAGUUGGAGAUUUCCAGGGUGUAUCAUUGUCAGCAAUAAGCAAAAGUGUACUUAAAAUAAAUCCUGAUUUACCUGAAUCAAGACAGCUGAGGUCUUGGUAUGAUUCUGAAGGCAAAGAGGCCUCAUUGGCAUCCGUGGGUGCCGGUAUGACCCCUUCUCCUAACGGUGGAGGGAGAUCAAUGUAUACUGAUAGAGUUCCCAUUUCACACAUCACAAGCAAUCCAUCUUUGGGUGAUGACAAGCCUGUGUUCUUUAGCCUGAAAGCAUACAUAAGCGUAAUUAGGCCUGAUCAGGCUAUGUGGUAUCGGGCUUGUAAGACAUGCAACAAGAAGGUUACUGAAGCUAUUGGUUCUGGAUACUGGUGUGAAGGAUGCCAGAAGAAUGAAGAAGAAUGCAACUUAAGAUAUAUUAUGGUGGCGAAAAUUUCGGAUGCAAGUGGUGAAACAUGGGUUUCAACAUUCAAUGAGCAAGCUGAAAAAAUCAUUGGGUGUCCUGCUGAUGAGCUCGAGAAGUUAAAAUCACACGAGGGAGAAGAUAAUCUCUUCCAGACUAAACUAAAAGAAGCAGCUUGGGAACCACAAACAUUCCGUGUUAGCGUGGCACAAACUGAGUACAAUAAUGAGAAGAGACAGAGGGUAACCGUAAGAGCUGUUGCCCCGCUUGAUUAUGUAGCUGAGACAAGUUAUCUGCUAGGCGAGAUCUCUAAAAUGAAAGCCUCUCAGUAGAAAUCCUUCUUGAAAUUUUAGCAGUAGGUUAUGAUAUUUAUAUUCUACUAGGGGAUGGGUUGGUUAUUUUUGUGAAUCUGGAUCAAUCAAACAGAACUACUUUGUUCAUUGUAAUAUAUGCAUUGCAAAAUUAGCCUAAAACUUCAUGUUUUCUUCUUUCUAUAACUUUAAUGCUAGAGAAUAGUGUGCAGUAAUUCUUCUCUAACAUGAGUAGUAUCUUUUCUGGCCUUGUGAAUUGCAAAAUGACUUGAAUUUUCCCAUAAUUUUGAGCUGUUGAUUGUAAUUGGUACAAGAAUUCUAGUUGAAACAAGGACUUAAGUAUUAAUACAAUGCUAUUUGAG
This is a messenger RNA of Chenopodium quinoa (quinoa), 2763 nucleotides long. RefSeq names its product replication protein A 70 kDa DNA-binding subunit B-like. Bases 542 to 2422 code for a protein of 626 amino acids. The record is from RefSeq and is a predicted model, not a curated record. The transcript is spliced from 11 exons. Gene Ontology annotation, cellular component: nucleus; DNA replication factor A complex. Gene Ontology annotation, biological process: DNA replication; telomere maintenance via telomerase; nucleotide-excision repair. Lineage: Eukaryota; Viridiplantae; Streptophyta; Magnoliopsida; Caryophyllales; Amaranthaceae. Gene Ontology annotation, molecular function: single-stranded telomeric DNA binding; damaged DNA binding.